Messenger RNA from Xyrauchen texanus (razorback sucker), 2147 nucleotides. RefSeq names its product cerebellin-1-like. Gene Ontology annotation, molecular function: protein binding. Lineage: Eukaryota; Metazoa; Chordata; Actinopteri; Cypriniformes; Catostomidae. The record is from RefSeq and is a predicted model, not a curated record. The transcript has 5 exons. The coding region runs from base 79 to 819 and encodes 246 amino acids.
ACAAGUUGUUUUUCCUGUAAGACACAGAGAAUGUUAUUUCAGUUGAUAGAGCAAUAGUAACAGACAGAACUAUCAAAAAUGUUGAUGCUGAUUGUAGUUUUAAUGCUUAAUGUUUGGGCCAUACCAGCAGAAGAUAUACUUUCACCAAACAUAAACAUCCUUGUUGAACUAGAGAAGAUAAAAAGCAUGGAAAAAAGAAUGGAAUCAGUGGAAGCUGAAAUGGAGCAACUCCGGACAGAGAACACAGCACAGGCAAAGAAGGUGGAGGCCUUACAUGGUAUCAUGAAUGACAGAAAGAUCAAAAUGGAUGAACUAACAGCACAAAAUGAAGCACAGGCAAAGGAGCUAAGAGCCUUGUAUGGUACAAUGAAUGACACAAAGAUAAUAAUGGAUGAACUAAAAAAACAACUGGAAGCUUCAAAAGUGGCUUUCUCAGCUUCUCUUUUGUCCUCUCAUGGACCGCAAAGCAGUUUACAGACCCUGGUUUACAAACACAUCUUCCUCAAUACUGGAAAUGCCUAUGAUCCAAACACAGGAAUCUUUACAGCACCUAUGAGAGGAGUUUAUGUAUUCAGGGUCUUCUCUAAGGCUUAUGGAAAUCGAGAUAAGGCUGUUGUCGCAGGCCUGUUUAAGAACGACCAGCAUAUUUUUUCAACAUAUGCACGCCAAGAAGGUGGUUUUAUCAGCUCUUCAAAUGGAGUUUCUCUCUUACUAGAAAAGGGGGAUAGAGUAUAUGUCAAUCUCUAUUCUGGUAAUUGGAUUUUUGACAAUGAACACCAUCACAGUACCUUCAGUGGACACAUGCUUUUCCCCAUGUGAUUGAAACAUGGUUUAUUCACAAAAAGUAAAGCCUGUCCUUUUAUAUCAUGACUAAGCAUACAAGAUGUUUAUGCAUAGUAUAAGAUGUUUGAUGCUUUUCAAAAACCUAUAAAAAAUCUGUUGCCAUAUACCUUUCAAAUGUAAAGAUAUAAUAUAUAACAAUCAUAUAAUAAUUUCCAUGACAUCAAAGCACAUAUAUGAUUCCACACAUCAUGGUCUAAUUUAAGGCAAUAGCAUCAUCCCCAGCAUCAAUGUUUAAAGGUUCCUUGCAUAUCCCAAAUAUAACACUGUGCAAAAUACAACAUGUAACUGAUUGUGGCACAGCAAGAAAAGCUCACAAGGUUCUCUACUUUGUAUAAACGCCUUAUUGAGCUUGGAACAAAAUAACAUGAGACCAUAAUAACCUGUGUGAUAUUGACAUAUUAAUUUAUCAGCAACCAAAGUAUAAAAUUAAGAGAUUAUAUUUUUGAGUAGUAACAUGUAAUAUGGAUUAUGCAAUCAGAUUACAAAAACAAAUGCAUGUAAUCCAAUUACAGUUAUGUUUUUAUGGAUUACAUUACAUUAUUGCAUUCUUCAUAAUAUUAUAUAUCACCCAUCAGGAAAUAACUGGUGAUACAUUUACCUAUUAAACUCGUAUCAUUUUUAAAAAAAGUGUUCUACUCUAGACAGAUACUGUACAUGCAUUGAAGACAGUGUAGUCCUGUUCCACAUUUGACCAUGUACAAAAAAAGGGGGGGAAAUAACAGAGCAACACAAUCUUUGCCAUUCUGUGUCAUUCACAUCAUAAAAUAAAUAUGGUCCUCUAAAAUAGGUUAAGGCCACACCUUUUCAUGAAUAAUUAUGAGGUACAAAUUGUACAGUACACCUCAUUUAUUUAAAAGCCAGAUAAAUAAUAAUUAAAUAAAAAAAUUUAAAAUAUCCCCAUUUCCAAUGUCCUGAGUAAUAACAAUUCUCUUGAAAUGUAAAACACAUGCAUGUUAUCAUUGUCUUCCAUUCUGUGUAACAUAUCGUUUGUUAUUCAUGACCUUUUAAGUAUUCCUUAUGUUUUACUCGUCGACUGAAAAAUAGCAAGUUGCAGUUUGCUUCCAUGUUUACUAAUGUUGACUAAAAGGUGUUGAUUUAAUACAUUUGAGACAUUAAAAACUAAUUAUUACAUUUACGAAAACAUGCAAUGAGUUGUACAAAAUUAAUCAGAUUAGAUUACACAUUGACUUCUAUUGGUUUUAUAUAGAGCUCAGCCAACAAUAUUUUCUGUUCCUUUAACCUAACCCUGAACCUACCCACAGACAUUUUCUGGCAUUUUAAUAUUUUAAAUAAAUCAUAAUUUU